AUGCUUCCCGACGAGAAUGGCCUUGACGCCUGGCUACGGUAUGCCCCGUUAGCUUCUGAUUUGAUCUCACAGUCCGAACAAUAUGAGAGUGUCAUUGCGUUGAGUAGCGACGAUACUAGCCCUGUUUAUACUGCUGCAAGGGAGGUUCAGAAAGGAUUACAUGGAAUCCUCAAGCAAGAGGUUGAGAUUGCCCAUAGUCUCGCCUCUUACAGUCAGAAGGACGAUAAAACUGCAAUUUUUAUUGGGACUAUUCAUGAAUUCUCGCAGGCGGGCGGAGAUGUUACACAAAUUCCGCCUCUGAAAGAAGACGGCUUCUGGCUUGAUAACCAUGGCAAUAAAAGCGUACACAUUUUGGGGCAAAAUGAGCGUGGAACCUUAUACGGCGCCUUCGAAUUUCUGAUGUUGCUUGCCCAGGGCAAACCAUGUCCUUCCGGUCAUAUCUCCAACCCUAGCGCGCCGAUUCGAUGGGUCAAUCAAUGGGACAAUUUAGACGGUAGUAUCGAGCGCGGAUACGGAGGACCAUCUAUCUUUUUCAAAGACAUGGUUGUUCAAGAUGACCUAACUCGUGUCUCUCAAUAUGCUCGACUUAUGGCUUCUGUCCGAUUGAACGGGAUUAUCGUCAACAAUGUAAACUCGCAUCAUGACCUGCUCAGUCCAAAAAACUUGGAGGGUCUUGGGCGAAUCGCGAAUGCAAUGCGUCCAUGGGGCGUGCGUAUUGGUGUCGCACUCUUCUUUGAUACUCCCAAGACUCUGGCCGGUCUGCCGACGUCUGAUCCACUAGAUCCCGAUGUCAUUGCGUUUUGGGAUCGGAUUACUGCUCAAUUGCAUCAACAUGUCCCCGACCUCAUUGGAUACCUGAUCAAAGCCAAUUCCGAGGGCCAACCCGGUCCACUCACCUAUGGACGGACAUUAGCCGAGGGAGCAAAUCUAUUUGCGAAUGCCCUUAAACGCUAUGGCGAUGGCGUCGUGGUCUAUCGGGCUUUUGUAUACAAUCACCAUCUAGAUGAGUCCAAUUGGAAGAAUGACCGAGCAAAUGCAGCGGUUGAAUUCUUCAAAGAUAUGGAUACCUUAUUUGCGGACAAUGUGCUGGUGCAGAUCAAAUAUGGGCCAAUCGAUUUUCAAGUUCGCGAACCGACUUCCCCGUUAUUCGCCCACCUUCGGAAAACACCAGCUAUUAUUGAAUUCCAGGUGGCGCAAGAAUAUCUAGGUCAACAAAGCCAUGUCUGCUACCUGCCUCCUCUUUGGAAGACGAUCUUAGACUUUGACCUUCGGAUCGAUGGGAAGUCCUCACCUGUCCAUAAAAUCGUCUCGGGUGAGCGGUUUGACUGGAAACGAAGUGGCUAUGCAGCUGUUGUGAAUGUUGGUAGUGAUUCAACGUGGCUGGGAAGUCAUCUUGCAAUGUCCAAUCUGUACGCCUAUGGCCGUUAUGCUUGGGACCCAUUGAGUGAUGCAGAAAGCGUUAUUCGAGACUGGACACGCUUAACUUUCACUGCUAACCCGACAGUUGUCGACACCGUAUCCAGCAUCUCCAUGGAGUCUUGGCCAACAUAUGAGAACUAUACUGGCAAUCUUGGGAUUCAGACCCUGUGUGAAAUAACGAAAACAUGCCAUUAUGGUCCUAGACCCGAUUCAAUGGAUGGAAAUGGCUGGGGCCAAUGGACCCGAGCUGACGCUCAUGGGAUCGGCAUGGAUCGCACAGUCGCUACAGGUACGGGAUACGCAGGACAGUAUCCAGCUGAAAUUGCACAACUGUAUGAGAAACUUGAAACCACUCCCGAUGAACUGCUCCUUUGGUUUCAUCAUGUGCCGUACACACAACGGCUGAAGUCAGGCAAGACUGUAAUUCAGCACUUCUACGAUGCACAUUACGAGGGAGCUGCCAACGUGCAGACAUUUGCACCUAGGUGGGAGGCUCUCCGCGGACUAAUUGAUGACGCUCGUUUCAAGCACAUCUUGUUCCGACUCGAAUAUCAAGCUGGUCAUUCGCUUGUGUGGCGUGACUCAGUCAACAACUUCUAUAUGGACAAGUGCGGUAUCGCUGACGAGCAUGGUCGAGUCGGGCACUAUCCAUGGCGGAUUGAAGCCGAAUCGAUGGACUUAACGGGAUAUACCGUAAUUCUUAUCACGCCGUUUGAAGCAGCCUCUGGCGGCAAGGCCAUUGUUACAACAUCAAACGACAAACCAGGAACAGCCAAAUGUACGAUACCGUUCGAGACCGGAGUUUACAGUGUUGCAGUAAAUUACUACGAUCACCUCGGCGGUACAUCACAUUAUAAACUGUCACUGGGAGGCCAGGUCAUUGGCGAAUGGGCAGGCGAUUUGAGCACUGUGCUGCUACAUGACUUUUCAGAUUUACGGGAUGGCCAUUCCGCGACACGGAUUAUUUUUGAAUCCGUCAAUGUGACCAAAGGGGAUACGCUUGAAAUUUCAGGAAUGCCAGAUGGGACCGAGCUGGCGCCCAUAGAUUAUGUUUCCUUCUUGCCUCCAGGUAUAGUAGACUAG
Talaromyces amestolkiae is the source of this 2502-nucleotide messenger RNA. RefSeq lists its product as uncharacterized. Gene Ontology annotation, biological process: xylan catabolic process. Gene Ontology annotation, molecular function: alpha-glucuronidase activity. Lineage: Eukaryota; Fungi; Ascomycota; Eurotiomycetes; Eurotiales; Trichocomaceae. Gene Ontology annotation, cellular component: extracellular region. The record is from RefSeq and is a predicted model, not a curated record. The transcript has a single exon. Bases 1 to 2502 code for a protein of 833 amino acids.